CGUUGCUGCAUUUUCCUAAAAGGAAAAGCCUAAGCCCCGGAGCCGCCCAGGUCAAUUCAAUUUCUAUUUCUAGACAACCAAAACGUUAGUCUCAAUUGCCGGCGGCGUCACCUUGUAACCUCCGUACCUAACCUAAUAUUAUCGCCUGACCGAUCAACCUACUUCAACAUCUCACCUUACAACACCUACAAUCUACAAUCUACAACCUAGAAACUAGCCCUCUCAAUCGAAUUACUACGAAUACCGCGAGUCCCUUAUGAUUGUAAUAAAACGAACAUGCGUCGCAGGUAGUUUAUGGGACAUGACUUCAUAAGACCGACCUACAUUCAUCCUGCACCAUGUCGUCGGUGUCGAGGAAAGCGGUGCCCAAUCGCCGCGUAGACAGCGUGCAAAAUAGCGAUAGAAGGAGUCGCGCUGGUUCUUUGGCCAGGCAGUUGGCCGUGAGUCAUGACGAUGCCUAUACCUACGCUCUACGAGUCGCCUAUCUACAUUACAUCCUCCAACCCAAGACCAAGCGAAAGCAAUGGGUCCCCGCACCGAAGCCGCCACCUCGGACACAUACGUCGAAUAUAGGAGAUUUGGUCAAGGAAUUUGUUCCGGGAAACUCUAGUAGCGUUAAGCUUCCCCAUGGAUUUCGGGGCCACCUAGAGAAAAGAAUGGAGCGUGUUAUUAUGGGGGCUGAAAGAUUGCCUGGUUACAACGAUGCUGCUGUUAAAAAGACGUUUGCGCAAGCCUACACGGCUUUUACCGAGCAAGCUUUUCGGAAGAAUGUCGAUAAGGAGCGCAAGGUUGAGCCGCUAGUGUUGAUUUUCUAUUCGGCUUCUACCAAGGCAUGUAUGCUUGGUCAUGAGCCAGGUGACGAUUCCUGGAAGCUUCUUGUCGACAGACACGUCGCCCUCUUUGUUAGGCUUCUGACCAACAUAUUGCGGGAUCAAGGCCACGAGCGAGACAAACCAGACCUUCUAAGCAGAUUAAGCACUCUAGAAAACAAGCUCCUAACCAACGACCAGAAUCUUUAUAUCGAUACGGGUCAGAGCUCUGGUAACACGAUCGAGGUUAUAGUACCGCUUACCUACGACGUCAAGGAUAUGCCUAUGGUUCAAGUCGUCGCUAAGAUAUUUGGCCUUUCCCAUUCUGACGUCCAGACUCACAUCGAUGCUCAGCGACAAAAUUGGACGGAAGAAGCUGCUCUAAGGGAUCUCAAGGCAUACCAGCAUAGGCUCAAUUCGAAUGCGAGCGGUGCUUUAAGAAGCGAAGAUUUCAAUGUCGAUGAGGCAUAUCAAGAGUGGAAAAAAGCAGAAGCGCCUUUCCUCUCGCAAAUGAUGAUGGAGAUCUUGACAGCUCGGCCGGAGUUAGCUAGGAGAUCCACAACUGUCAGCGUCUCUUAUGAUAAAGCAUUGCCAGGAAGCCCUUCUUCGGCACAUCCAGACGAUAGAAGAGCAUCGUUCAGUCCAGAAAGAGCCUCCAUGUAUGGCAUCGACAGCGUAAUGAACCUUGGAUCCAUGUCGUUCGAUGAUAACAGCAGCAUUAGGCCUGUGGAUGACUCCAAUUACACCAACUACACCUUCAUUCCCCCUGAACCCCGCGAGUUCUUGAAAGUUAUUGCAAAGUAUGCCGUCGAGUUUGAUGCCAUGCAUGACGACGAAGCCGAGGAAUCUAGUCUAUUUUCGAAACAGUCAAUGGAUCUUCUUACAGAACUGUGUGUGCGCUGGCGAAUUCCCCAGUUUACUCGCCUAGUCGUCUUUCUAGAAGUGGCGGCUCGUAGAUUCACAGAUACGCUGUUUACAGUGAUUGAUUUAGACAACGCCUUUGACCUGGUGAAGAUUCCACAGCCGGAAGUCAAAAAGCCACCUCACAUCUACCUCCACAGUGAGACCCUUGAAACCAUGGACCGAAGUAAAUGGACAAUCACAGAUUACAAUGUAUUUCGGCAAACCCUCCAAACAGUCAACGACGCGCUAUUGCGCGAUCUUUACGAUACUUUAAUGCAUUGCUACGAACCCAAGCCACCGUCAGCUGGACCGGCAGUGCAUGUCCUGACGAACCAUAUCUUUAGCGAUCCCGAUUUCUCUCGAAAGGAGGGAGAUGCGCAGGAGUACACUCGUCUUCUUACGUCUGGUCUGCAGGAGCAAGCGGCUGUUGUCUAUCGCGGGUUCCUAGACUCUGAGGUCCCUCGAAGUCAACACGACUGGGAUUUUAGUCAUGUAGUCCAGCUUGGCAAGUCGGUCGUGAAACUCUGCGAGAGGAUCCAAAAGCGCUAUAAGAAAAACCCGGAGAUCAUGGGCGUCAACCCCCUCACUGUCCUUGUGGAGACAAUGUUUCCCAACUUUGAAGAUGAUGCUCACGAUCUAAUAAAGAGAAUUGUCCAAGUCGCCCAAGAUCGGGGAAUCGAGUUACCUCUUCAAGACGGAUUUGAUUUGUAUAAGGAAUUGGUAGAAAUUCGACGCAUUCAUAGAUCAUCCCUCCCUAGUCGACCGUUUACAUUUGACGUCGAAGAGUUGCUCGUAGACUUCGUCUGGCGGUGGAUCCAGAACACCGAAGCCCGAGCAGAGGAGUUCGUUGAAGGGGCUAUCAAUCAAGAUCCAUUUCAAGUACGGGGCAACGGACCGGGUCACAUAUCGUUAGAUUCUGAACGUCACAGCCAUUCGAUUAUCGAUAUGUUCCAGCUGUUCCACCAAACUACUGACCAGGUCUUCCAGUUGGAAUGGGACAACGAUGUUCACCACGCUCGAUUUAUGACCGCACUAUCGAAAAUUUUCGCUAACAGCAUUGCCCGAUACUGCGAAGUUGUGGAUCAACGGUUUAUAAAAGAGAUGGACACACCAAGGCCAAGUGAGAAAGAAGCAGUGGAAGCAGCUCAAACGACACAGGGCAGGUUUAUGCAAUAUGCCAAGGAUGCUUGGAAUACGAAGGACAAGAUUGAACCAUUCCAAUUUUAUCCUGAGUCCUUAGUAAAACUCAACAAUGUCGAAUGGGCGAUGCAAGAGCUUGAUAAGCUCGAGAGGACCAUGAAUGUGGAUGCUUGUGCCGACAUCCUCGAAAGGGUUGAUGGGCCUAAGAGACAAAUCAAGCGGCCGGCCAAGUAUGUCUUUACUAUUAAGAUCGUUGAAGCCGAGGAAAUCAAGGCAUGUGAUCCGAAUGGAACAAGUGAUCCGUAUGUGGUACUUGUGGACGAAUACCAAAAGCGGCUACACAAGACACGAAUUGUUAUGAGAACCCUUAGCCCUCGGUGGGAUGAAUCUGUAGAUGUUACAGUCUCAGGACCUCUUAACAUCGUCGCCACGAUCUGGGACUAUGACACUUUCGGCGACCACGACUUCGUCGGUAGAACUUCUCUGAAGCUAGACCCAAUACAUUUCAGCGACUACCUCCCAAGGGAAUUCUGGCUUGAACUAGAUACCCAAGGAAGGAUCCUGUUAAGAGUGAGUAUGGAAGGAGAGCGGGAUGAUAUACAGUUUUACUUUGGUAAAGCGUUCCGGCAUCUCAAGAGAACAGAGCGUGACAUGGUCCGGAAAAUCACAGACAAGCUUUCGCGCCACAUCAACGCGUCGCUCUCCUAUGAGGCCUUACGAUCCCUCCUUGGACGGAAUAUGACUUCACAGGUUACCUCAUUCUUUAAACGACAAUCCACAAUUCCACAGAUCACCGAUACCGAAAUCGAAAAUGCAUUGCAAUCACUUUUCACGUACUUCGACGAAAACUUCGCCGUCAUGAAAGAGACGUUAACAGAUGCAACUAUGGUUGCGGUUAUGACACGUCUAUGGAAGGAAGUGCUUAUGGCCAUAGAAACACUCCUCGUGCCGCCUCUGUCGGAGAAGCCGUCUAAUCAACGGCCUCUCACUCAGCGCGAGCUCGAUGUCGUUUUCAAGUGGCUAGGACUCUUAUUCGAUUUCUUCAAUGCGCGAGACGAGGACGGGGAAGUCCUCGGUGUCCCCGCAGAAGUCCUAAAAUCGCCUAAGUAUCACGAGCUCGCAUCGCUCAACUUCUUCUACUUUGAUACAACCGAAAACCUAGUCCGUACAUCGGAACGCAUAGCCGCGGCAACGGCGCAGCGGCAGCAACAGCAACUCCAGGGGCACAUGAGCUCCAACCGCCUCUCCGCCCCUGCAUCAUUGGGCUCUUCACUCAAUGUCCCUCAUGCUGGCCCGGCUUUCGCUAGCAUGGGUACAAUCCGCCGGGGCAAGAGUAUCAUGAUGAGCCGCAACCUAGGCACCAUGCGCCGAGCCAAGGAAGAGAAGCGGAAGGAAGCUCAAGCCGACCCAUCCGAUGAUAUGAUCCUUCGUAUAUUGCGCAUGAGACCGGAGGCGGUUGGAUACCUCAAGGAAAGGCACCGUCAAAAGGAGCGCAUGGCUGCCGCCGCCGCCGCCGCGAUGAUUGUGAAGCAAAGUGUCACCCAAGGUUGGAACUCAGCUGGUGGCGGCUUCGGUCGAGGCGGUGUUCCGAUUCGACGCUAAAUAUGUGUUGACGGGGUCAGGCUAAAUGUUGUAUCGAGUCGAGAAAGUCGUUGUGCGAUGUUUAAAGAGCUUGGAUUUUGGGGACUUCAGAGGUGGGACAGAGUAUACCAGCGCUUUAAGGGAUUAGAGCUUACCAGCUCUAUGACAUCGCUAUUCUUACGUUUCUAGGUGCCAUUUCAAACGCGUCUCGCAGCAUUUUUAAUUCAAUGGGUGUGAACAUGAAAGGCGUUAUCAGGCAACCAGUUCAGUGGCAUUUGGCAUUCGAUAGAUACCCUCACGAAGCAAGCUUUGGAGGUUCCACGGGCGCUUGUUGUUGUUCUUUGUCUCGCGUUGUCCUUUUGAUUCGAGGGUGGCACCUUUCAACCGUUGUAUUUUUUUUUCUCUUCUUACUUUGCUUUCGUUUUCUUUUAUGGCCACGGCUGAGAAAUCUAUCUAAUGUAGCUAGCGUACCAGAAUGAAGCUAUCGAGUAAACACGAAAUGAUGACUGAUGAUGAAUAUGUACGUAUUUUGUCCUGUUAUGUACGACGAAUGGGUGC
This is a messenger RNA of Annulohypoxylon maeteangense, 4991 nucleotides long. RefSeq lists its product as uncharacterized. NCBI's taxonomy places the organism in Eukaryota, Fungi, Ascomycota, Sordariomycetes, Xylariales, Hypoxylaceae. The coding region runs from base 339 to 4454 and encodes 1371 amino acids. The transcript is spliced from 3 exons. The record is from RefSeq and is a predicted model, not a curated record.